This is a messenger RNA of Bolinopsis microptera, 2811 nucleotides long. Its product is annotated as cullin-3-B-like. NCBI's taxonomy places the organism in Eukaryota, Metazoa, Ctenophora, Tentaculata, Lobata, Bolinopsidae. Gene Ontology annotation, biological process: protein ubiquitination; ubiquitin-dependent protein catabolic process. Gene Ontology annotation, molecular function: ubiquitin protein ligase binding. The transcript has 20 exons. The coding region runs from base 29 to 2281 and encodes 750 amino acids. Gene Ontology annotation, cellular component: Cul3-RING ubiquitin ligase complex. The record is from RefSeq and is a predicted model, not a curated record.
UAUUAUUAGAUAAUAUAUAUGAACAGAGAUGAGUAUGAAACCAACCUCAAGUAAGAAGGAAAGUCAGAGCAUGAGGAUUGCUUUUGAGAUGAACAUGGACGAGUCCUAUGUGCAGUCUAUGCUGGACUUGUUGGAGGACGCAAUAAGGACCAUUCAGAACAAAGACAAUGGGGGGCUCAGCUACGAGGAGCUCUACAGAAACGCUUAUACGUUAGUUUUACACAAACACGGCCCCCGCCUCUACAAACUAAUGAAGGAGGUUAUUGAGGAACAUCUCAGAAAAGAAGUCAGAGAGAUAGUUCAGAAAUCGUUGUACAAUAAUUUCUUGGCUACUUUGAAUACACAGUGGCAAGAUCAUAAGGUUUCAAUGCAAGUAAUUAAAGAUGUCUUUAUGUAUAUGGAUCGCGUAUACGUAAAGAAUAACAAAGUUGACGAAGUACAAGAUCUCGGAUUAAAAUUGUUUAAAGAAUUGGUAGUGAACCAUCCAGCUAUAAAAACUCAUCUUACAUCGACUCUGUUGGAUAUGGUUUCAAAAGAAAGGAGGGGUGAAAUAGUGGAUAGGGGUGCAGUAAAGGCGACCUGUGAGAUGUUGAUGGCUCUCGGAAUAAAAACAAGAACAGUUUAUGAAGAAAACUUCGAGCAGCCUUUCCUGGAGGUUUCAGGAGAGUUCUUCAAGAUGGAGAGCCAGCAGUUUUUAGCAGAGAACAGUGCUUCAGUCUACGUUAAGAAGGUGGAGGCCCGCAUAAAGGAGGAAGCUGAGCGGGCUAAACAUUACCUCGACCUCAGCAGUGAGGGCCCCAUUACAAACGUGGUGGAACGGGAACUUAUAUCCGUGCACAUGAAGACUAUUGUUGAGAUGGAGAAUUCAGGAGUAGUGUACAUGUUAAAGAAUGAUAAGCAGGACGAUCUGAAGUGUAUGUACGGGCUGCUACAACGAGUGGAGGGUGGUUUACUUUGUAUGUGUGAUGCUAUGAAAGGAUACAUAAGGGAGUGUGGUAAGACACUGGUGGAUUCCGAGGGAGAUAUCAAUAACACAGUAACGUACGUACAGAGCUUGCUGGAUCUGAAAGAGAGGUUUGAUCAGUUCCUCAAAAACUCGUUCGGUAACGAUCACACCUUCAAGCAAGCCAUCUGCUCGGAAUUCGAGCAUUUCCUGAACCUGAACCCUAAAUCUCCAGAAUACUUAUCACUAUUUAUUGACGAUAAAUUAAAGAAAGGAACUAAAGGGUUGUCAGAGCAAGAUAUCGAGAGGGUGUUGGACCAGAGUAUAGUUUUGUUUAAAUUCCUCGUUGACAAGGACGUGUUCGAGAGGUAUUACAAACAACACUUAGCAAAACGUCUGCUCAAUCACCGCUCCGUUUCUGACGAUGCUGAAAAGAAUAUGAUAUCAAAACUCAAGACCGAGUGUGGUUGCCAGUUCACAUGUAAACUGGAGGGAAUGUUUAAGGACAUGAGUAUCUCUAACUCUGUCAAUGAGAAGUUCAGGGAAGUCACUAAAGACAUGCCUCCCCUCUCUAUUGAUCUUAAUGUCAGGGUUCUCACUACUGGUUACUGGCCUAUCUCCCCCUGCAAGGUCACAUCAAAACUUCCCAAAGAAGCUGAAAUAGCGUUUGAGCGUUUCAAGACCUUCUACCUAAAGGACCACAGCGGCAGACAGUUAAACUUGCAGCCUCACUUGGGACAGGCUGAUAUUAAUGCCAUAUUCUAUCAGAAGAAGGACGAUGUAGUGUCUCCUAAACGUCACAUUUUACAGGUGUCAACAUAUCAGAUGUGUAUUCUAAUGUUGUUCAACAGACAACAGUCCUAUACGUACAAGGACAUAGAAACAGAGUCAAACAUCCCAGAAAAGGAGUUGAAGCGAGCCCUCCUCUCUCUUGCAGUAGGAAGAAUACAGCAGCGAGUUUUACAGAAGAACCCUAAAACGAAGGAGAUUGCUUCUACAGACGAGUUUACUAUAAACGAUCAGUUCUCCUCGAAACUCAUUCGCGUCAAGAUUCAAACUGCGAUAGCGUCUAAAUCGGAGACAGACCCUGAGCGCCAGGAGACGAGGCAGCGGGUGGAUGAUGACAGAAAACACGAGAUAGAGGCCGCGAUAGUGAGGAUAAUGAAGGCGAGGAAGGAACAGGAGCACAACGUGCUCAUAGCUGAGGUUACAGGUUUACUGAAGUCCCGCUUCAUGCCCUCCCCAUCUGCUAUCAAGAAGCGAAUAGAGAGCCUCAUCGAGCGAGAAUAUCUCGUCAGAUCGCCCAACGACAGGAAAGUAUACAUGUAUCUAGCUUGAAGUGGCUACAAUAAUCUACAUCUCUAACUUUGUCGUACAAAAAGAACAGUUUUCUUUCGCCAGCGAUCUCUCAGUUUGCCUGGAGAAUAAAUGUUUCAACUUUGAUGGACCAAUCAGCUAAUUGCUAAUUAGCUAAUUGCUAAUCAGUUAAUUGCCCAAUUAGCUGAAAGAUGGCCAGAGAUUAUAGUCUAGGAUUUCGUGUUAACAGGUCGACAAUACUGUGAAUGUUAUAUUAAUUGAUUACUAUCAAUUAUUGUAAAUUGGUAUUAAUUAGUUGGUACGAUUAUAUAUUUGAGAUGUGUGAAAGUGAAGAGCUUUUAUUGAGAAAGAAAAGAUUAAAACUAUUAUAGAUUUGAAAUUCCGAGGUUGCACUUUCAUUGUUGAGGCGCGCUUUCGUUGCACGUGCAAUUGUGUAAAGCACACUUACGCCGCGCAUCGACUACAUGGGGUGUUACCGUGACAACUGCGCAACAUCUCGGUUGUAGAGGGUUUACUGUCAGAUAAUAUUUCUUUAGAGAGGAGAGAUAAUA